AAUUGCAUAAAAUUACAAAACAAUUCAGAAAUUGAGGUAAGUAUACAACAUCUAAUAGAGUUGAAUAUAUUAUAUAUUGGGAUUUGAGUACUUUUCUCAUCGAGGCGACAAUGAGGCAAUAUAUGCUAGUUAUUUCUAAAAAGUUUUUAAAUUUUAGAGAUCCGAGAAAUUUGACUAAACACAUUAUUCAUAUGCAAGAAAUCAAGAGCAUUAAACAUUUGGAACUUGAAAAUUAUUGUUCUUUGUUAGAAACACCAAAUUUUGCUAUGAUGCCGAACUUGAAUCAAUUACGACUUUCAAAGUGUGAGAAAUUGAAAGAGAUCCACCCAUCUAUUGAAAAUCUCACGAAACUUGAAAAGUUGUAUAUUCAUGGAUGUAGUACCCUUGAAAAGCUUCCCAACAUUAACAAGGAAAUGAAGCGCAUUACGAAAUUCGAUCUUAAAAAUUGUUGUUCUUUUUUAGAAACACCAAAUUUUGCGAUGAUGACGAACUUGAAGAAAUUACGAAUUUCAAAGUGUGAGAAAUUGAAAGAGAUCCACCCAUCUUUUGAAAAUCUCACGGAACUUGAAAAGUUGUGUAUUGAUGGAUGUAGUACCCUUGAAAAGUUUCCUAUCAUUAAUAAGGAAAUGAAGAGCAUUACACAUUUGGAACUUGAAAUUUGUUGUUCAUUGUUAGAAACACCAAAUUUUGCUAUGAUGCCGAACUUGAAGCAAUUAGGACUUUCAAAGUGUGAGGAAUUGAAAGAGAUCCACAUAUCUUUUGAAAAUUUCACGGAAUUUGUAAUAUUGUAUAUUGAUGGAUGUAGAAUCCUUGUAAAGCUUCCUAACAUUAACAAGGUAAUAACAUCUACAUAAUCUCAAGCAUCAAAAUUGUAUAAAAUUACUAAAAAUUCAGAAAGUAAGGUAAGUACACAACAUCUAA
Molecule: messenger RNA, 921 nt
Organism: Ipomoea triloba (trilobed morning glory)
Lineage: Eukaryota; Viridiplantae; Streptophyta; Magnoliopsida; Solanales; Convolvulaceae
Product: disease resistance protein TAO1-like
Exons: 4
Coding region: 111-854 (247 amino acids)
Biological process (GO): defense response to fungus
Source: RefSeq, a predicted model, not a curated record